Molecule: messenger RNA, 3152 nt
Organism: Gopherus evgoodei (Goodes thornscrub tortoise)
Lineage: Eukaryota; Metazoa; Chordata; Testudines; Testudinidae
Gene: GPHN
Product: gephyrin
Biological process (GO): molybdenum incorporation into molybdenum-molybdopterin complex; glycine receptor clustering; Mo-molybdopterin cofactor biosynthetic process
Cellular component (GO): postsynaptic membrane; cytoplasm; cytosol
Molecular function (GO): molybdopterin molybdotransferase activity
Source: RefSeq, a predicted model, not a curated record
UGCUUCGCGCUCCUUCCCUUCCCCCUCCCCUCCUCCUCUUCGCGCUCGCGCCGCUCUCGCGCUCCCUUUUCCCCUUCCCCCCUCUUGCCUCCCCGUCAGUGCGGUGGCUGCGCUGGGAAACAUGGCGUCGGAGGGAAUGAUUUUAACCAACCACGACCAUCAAAUCCGCGUCGGGGUCCUCACAGUGAGCGACAGUUGCUUCAGGAACCUUGCUGAAGACCCGCAGUGGGAUAACCUUAAAGAUCUGGUCCAAGACCCAUCUUUGUUGGGUGGGACUAUAUCUGCAUACAAGAUAGUGCCAGAUGAAAUUGAAGAAAUCAAGGAGACACUGAUAGACUGGUGUGAUGAAAAGGAACUUAACUUGAUUUUGAACGGAGGAACAGGGUUUGCACCACGAGACGUCACUCCAGAGGCCACUAAAGAAGUAAUAGAGCGAGAGGCCCCAGGGAUGGCCCUGGCAAUGCUGAUGGGAUCACUUAAUGUUACUCCUCUGGGCAUGCUCUCUAGACCUGUAUGUGGAAUCAGAGGAAAAACUCUAAUAAUUAACCUGCCAGGCAGCAAGAAAGGGUCACAGGAAUGUUUUCAGUUUAUACUGCCAGCCCUACCUCAUGCCAUUGACCUUUUGCGGGAUGCCAUUGUAAAAGUAAAGGAGGUACACGACGAACUUGAAGACCUACCUUCACCGCCACCUCCUCUUUCUCCUCCUCCAACCACCAGCCCACACAAACAGACAGAAGACAAAGGUGUACAGUGCGAGGAAGAGGAGGAAGAGAAGAAGGAUAGUGGAGUUGCCUCAACGGAGGACAGUUCCUCUUCACAUAUAACUGCUGCAGCCAUUGCAGCUAAGAAGCAUCCAUCCUACACCAGUUCUGCUGUUAUCAUGGCAAAAGGUGAACAGCCCAUCCCGGGUCUCAUCUGUUAUUCCCAUCACGCAGCAGGCAGUGCAGGAGAACCGAUUCCAGACUCCAUCAUUUCUCGUGGUGUUCAGGUGCUCCCACGAGACACAGCCUCUCUCAGCACUACCCCUUCAGAAUCUCCUCGUGCCCAGGCCACCUCUCGUCUCUCCACUGCGUCCUGCCCAACACCAAAAGUCCAGUCCAGGUGCAGUAGCAAGGAGAACAUCCUCAGAGCCAGUCACAGUGCCGUCGACAUUACCAAGGUGGCCAGAAGACAUCGCAUGUCUCCAUUCCCAUUGACAUCUAUGGACAAAGCCUUCAUUACAGUUCUGGAGAUGACCCCAGUGCUCGGAACAGAAAUCAUCAAUUACCGAGAUGGAAUGGGCCGAGUUCUUGCUCAAGAUGUUUAUGCAAAAGACAACCUACCCCCCUUCCCAGCAUCGGUAAAAGAUGGAUACGCUGUCAGAGCUGCUGAUGGCCCUGGGGAUCGAUUCAUCAUUGGGGAAUCCCAAGCUGGUGAGCAGCCAACUCAGACUGUGAUGCCUGGUCAGGUAAUGCGGGUUACAACAGGAGCUCCAAUCCCCUGUGGUGCUGAUGCUGUGGUGCAAGUAGAAGACACAGAACUCAUCAGGGAAUCAGAUGAUGGCACUGAAGAGCUAGAAGUACGAAUUCUGGUACAGGCUCGACCAGGCCAAGAUAUCAGACCUAUAGGACACGACAUUAAAAGAGGUGAAUGUGUCCUGGCUAAGGGAACCCACAUGGGUCCAUCGGAGAUUGGUCUCUUAGCAACUGUUGGGGUAACAGAAGUAGAAGUUAACAAAUUUCCAGUCGUUGCAGUCAUGUCAACAGGGAAUGAGUUGUUGAAUCCUGAGGAUGACCUCUUACCAGGAAAGAUCCGAGACAGUAACCGUUCAACUCUCCUAGCUACAAUUCAAGAACAUGGCUACCCAACAAUCAACUUGGGAAUUGUGGGAGAUAAUCCCAGAUAUUUACUGAAUGCACUGAAUGAGGGUAUCAGCCGUGGCAGACGUAUCAUCACACAGGAGGGCGUGUCCAUGGGUGAAAAGGACUAUCUUAAACAGGUGCUGGACAUUGACCUUCAUGCACAGAUUCACUUUGGCAGAGUUUUUAUGAAACCAGGCCUGCCAACAACAUUUGCAACUUUGGAUAUAGAUGGUGUACGAAAAAUAAUCUUUGCACUGCCAGGAAAUCCUGUAUCAGCUGUUGUCACCUGCAAUCUCUUUGUUGUCCCAGCAUUGAGAAAAAUGCAAGGCAUCCUGGAUCCUCGGCCCACCAUUAUCAAAGCCAGGUUAUCAUGUGAUGUAAAAUUGGAUCCUCGCCCAGAAUACCAUCGGUGCAUACUGACUUGGCAUCACCAAGAACCACUGCCUUGGGCACAGAGUACAGGAAAUCAGAUGAGCAGUCGUCUGAUGAGUAUGCGUAGUGCCAAUGGACUGUUGAUGCUACCUCCAAAGACAGAGCAGUAUGUGGAGCUUCACAAGGGCGAGGUGGUGGAUGUCAUGGUCAUCGGAAGGCUAUGAUGUCACCAGCAAGAGUGAAGCUUUGAUGCAUGUCCACAUAUCAUUGACUGUAUCCUGUAAUAUGCAACGGCACAGCUAGUUUUUCUGAACUGGAUAAAAGCUGAUCAGUAUAGUCAACAUCUUGAACUAUAUUUCAAAUGGAAUUUAAAUAAAUACCUUUUAAAAAAAACUUUAAAAAAACAAAUCUUAACAAAGAAAUUUAUUCUGAUUAUAUCAAAGCAACUUUUUCCUUUCUUGCAAUUGCUUUGUGUGUUCAAUGCUAGUUCUGAUAGCAGUAGCUUUUAGUAGACAGCAGUAGGUGCCUGCAGAACUUGUGUUUUUUCUCAUCUUUAAGAUACAACUACUUAUGCUCUUAAAACAAGGCUGUCUGCUUAUUUAUACUAGCGUAGACAACACUUGGAUUUCCCUUAUUAGUAUGCUUCAUAACUGCUUCACAGAGAGCUUCUGCUUGUUCUUUAUCUUGUAUCUCGUGUUGAUGUGCACAGUGCCAAAAGCAGAGUGGCUGCACUGGGAACCCGAUCAAGCCCCGAGGUUUCCCCCCUCGCUGCGCGUUCAGGGAUAUCUCUCGGCCCAGCAGCCACCCGGCUCAGUACUCUUGGGCAGUAACUGGAUACCUUUUAUUUGAACAAACAAAAAAAAUUGCUUCCUUAAGUGCUGACAGCCUUUUUAACCAAUACAUUUAAAGAUGUACAGAACUAAAACCUAAAAAAAAAAA